UUAAUUUAAACUAUAGUAAGUUUAAUUUAAGCUACCUUAAGCCAAAUCCCUCCGUUGCCUACUCACACCGGAUCUCUCCGGGGUUCUAGCCUAUUCAGGCGGUAAGGGAGGGGUUAUGCCCAAAAUUUUUUCGCGCUCCGGCAUGCAGCGGAGUUCUUUUAGCCUCUAGCCUGUAAGUGAUAUCUUUUAGGAUGCUCAUGUAUCUUUUCACUUACAGACCACCAACUGUGAGCAUCCGGGAUGCAAUGCCAUGCUCCAGGACCCCUGUGGGCAUGAAGUCUGCAGAUCCCAUGCUCCAUGCGCGACUCCGCACGGGAACCUUCAAGUCUGGUUUCACGAGACCUGCACUAUUUGCUACGAUCUGGUGAGCCAGCUCUUAGACGGGGCUCCCGCUGUUAGAGACACCGCCCUGGCAACCCUGCGGGCUUGGGUCGGCGGUUUUGGCAAGAACGCCGCCAAGGGACAGCCCUACAUCCUUGAGAAGAGGUUGGCGGUCCUGAUCUUCCCCGGCGGCAAGUCAACGGGUUACGUCGACCCGGCAGAGGCAGCCCCGACUAUAGCGGCAAUUCAGCAGCAGCUCGCCGCUUCGUUGACUGAACCAGGCCAGGACAUCUCGUCGGAAGUCGCGACACUGGAUCUAAAUAUUGAACCAAUGGUAGGUGUUGACGACCUGUUGGUCGAGGUAAGUACGUUGGACGCCCAAGGGCUUCCCUUGGGCGCCACUGGGUCUUCUAGGACACAAACUUGCUUCAAGGAGAACCCAGGAAAGGAUUCUGGGUUCACUCCAGUUUGCAUCAGUGACAAACAUCUUGAUGAAAGCCAAACUGAAAGACCUAACCAGAAUCUGGCGCUCACGAGCAAAUGUCAGGUCCAGGGACAAAUUAUCAUCAGUCCCUCAGAUUCUGCGGAAUCGUCUACGCCCUUGGUCAAAAGUCAAGAACCUGUCAAUAUCAGUACCCCUUCAGUUUCCUCCUCCGGGGAUUACCAUCCACACGGACGCUUCAUUAAGCGGCUGGGGAGGAUAUUCUCAGUUCAAGAAGGUUCAAGGAACCUGGUCACCCCAGUUCCGUCAGCUUCACAUAAAUGUACUGGAAGCAAUGGCAGUGUUCUUGACUCUAAAAAGGUUACGUCCGCCAAAGAACUCCCACAUAAAGCUAGUUUUAGACAGCGCAGUGGUAGUCCAUCUGAAUCAUGUCAUGGUAGCCAUCUUCUCCCUGGCGGACAAGUUCAGUUGGCACCUCUCCUCCACCCAUAUAGCUGGAGUGAGAAACGUCAUAGCAGAUGCUCUAUCCCGAUCAGUUCCUCUGGAGUCGGAAUGGUCACUGGACAACAGUUCGUUCCAAUGGAUCCUCCGGAGGGUUCCAGGUCUACAAGUGGAUCUAUUCGCAUCCCAAGCGAACCACAAACUCCCAUGUUAUGUGGCCCCCAACCUGGACCCUCUGGCCUAUGCCACGGACGCCCUGUCCAUAGACUGGAACAACUGGGAGAAGAUUUAUGUCUUUCCUCCAGUGAAUCUUCUCCUGAAGGUACUGAACAAACUCAGGACAUUCAAGGGUCAAGUAGCUCUAGUAGCCCCAGACUGGCCGAAGAGCAAUUGGUACCCUCUGAUUCUGGAACUGGGUCUUCGUCCUCUUCGAAUUCCCAAUCCCAGGCUCUCCCAGUCAGUACAAACGAAGACUGUGUUCGCUUCCUCAGGAAUUCUCAAAACCCUAACUUUAUGGACUUCAUAAAGUUUGCGGCUAAAAGAGAUGCGAAUAUUGAUCCUCGAAAUAUUCUUUUCUUGGAAUCUGAUAAAAGAGAUUCAACUUUGAGACAGUAUGAUGCUGCAGUCAAAAAGUUAGCAACCUUCCUGAGAGAAUCAGAUAUUAGAAUCAUGACAAUCAAUUCAGCUAUAUCCUUUUUCAGAUCUUUAUUUGAAAAAGGCUUAGCAGCUAGCACUAUUACGACAAACAAGUCAGCCUUGAAAAAGAUUUUUCAACUCGGUUUCAGCAUAGACUUGACAGACUCUUACUUCUCGUCUAUUCCCAAGGCUUGUGCUAGACUUAGACCUUCAGUGAGGCCUACGUCAGUAUCGUGGUUCUUAAAUGAUGUUCUAAAGCUGGCUUCAGAAACAGAUAAUACGACAUGUUCAUUUAUAAUGCUCUUAAGAAUAACUCUAUUUUUAUUAAGCUUGGCUUCAGGAGCUAGAAUUUCAGAACUGUCGGCAUUAUCCAGAGAUCCGAAUCAUGUUGAAUUUCUUCCCACAGGGGAAGUUCUACUUUCUCCGGAACGUAGUUUUAUAGCAAAGAAUGAAGAUCCUUUGAUGAGGUGGGAACCGUGGAAGGUUGUACCCCUUCCACAAGAUACUUCUCUUUGUCCAGUAUCGACCUUACGAGCCUUUCUGUCCAGGACAUCCUCAUCCUCAUCGGGUCCUCUCUUUAAGAGAGAAAAAGGUGGUACUUUAUCUAUUAAAGGCAUCAGGCAACAGAUCCUGUACUUUAUUAAGCAAGCCAAUCCUGAUUCCUUCCCUAAAGCACAUGAUGUCAGGGCAGUUGCCACCUCAAUUAACUAUUUCCAACACAUGAAUUUCGAUGAUUUAAAAAAGUAUACUGGAUGGAAAUCGCCGACAGUAUUUAAGCGUCAUUACUUAAAGUCCUUGGAAGCUCUGAAAUUUUCAGCAGUUGCGGCGGGUAACAUAGUUUCCCCCGACUCUGCUUAAUCUUUAGUAGAAGAUCCAGUUCUCCUUUCUACCUAUCUCACCCAACAGUUCGUCUAUACCUGCCAUGUUCAUCUACGUUUACCUUGAGUCUUAGCUGCUCUUAUGAUGGUAUAGUGGG
Molecule: messenger RNA, 2816 nt
Organism: Macrobrachium nipponense
Lineage: Eukaryota; Metazoa; Arthropoda; Malacostraca; Decapoda; Palaemonidae
Exons: 2
Coding region: 251-2698 (815 amino acids)
Biological process (GO): DNA integration; DNA recombination
Molecular function (GO): DNA binding
Source: RefSeq, a predicted model, not a curated record